UUAAUUCACUGAUUGUUUUACGUUAUGUGGUAGUCUUCUCAGUAUUCAUUAACUUACCCUGUUUUGAACUGGAGCAAGCAAUAGUCAUUUCUUGUAUAUGUGGUUUAUUGUCAUUCUAAAAUAUCACGUAUUUCGCCAGCAAAUAAUGCACGAUUGAGGCUUAUGCGUCUUACAGAGGCAGCUGAAAAUCUCCAAAAAACAGCUGCUAAAAGCAUCCAAGUCGGUAAGGAAAAUGAAGCAAGGGAAUUGCUAAUACAAAAGAAGAAGUUGUUGCAAGCAUUGGAGAAAUCAAAGAAUCGAAUUGAGGUGCUUGACAAACUUUCAGCAAAGGUUACUGAGGCGAUUUCUCUAAAGGAAACACAACUAAUUGGACAAGUUGCCAUUCCACCUGUAGAUAACCAGUUGGACUCUCACCAACAAAUUCAUUUCAUCAGCCCAAAUGAAGAAACUUAUGAAAAAUCCAGUUCAGGAAGUUCAGAGACCUUGCUCAAGCAUAUGUUUGAACAAAUUGAUCUGAAACUUUGUUCGGUAGAAGCUGACAUAGAUAAUUUCUUAAGCGCCCAAACAGAAGAAAGCAAAGAAGUGCAGGUGAAUGCAAAACUAGAGUUAUGUGAGAUUCUGAAGGAUGUACUCCGCAUCAGAGAAAAAAUUGCUAGCAUGAUGGAGAUCAAGACAGAUGAUAUAUGAGCUCUGAGCUCUCAGUUGUUGCCAGCUGAUAUAAGCUGGGAAAUGUUGAUGGUACGAAAGUUUCAUGCCUUGAAGAUUUCUUUUGCAUGUGUUUUUAAAAUGACAUACUGGGAACCGCAGCAUUUUAGACGUUGAGGUAAAGAAUGC
Molecule: messenger RNA, 834 nt
Organism: Zingiber officinale
Lineage: Eukaryota; Viridiplantae; Streptophyta; Magnoliopsida; Zingiberales; Zingiberaceae
Exons: 3
Coding region: 163-687 (174 amino acids)
Source: RefSeq, a predicted model, not a curated record